GGAAUUAGUGUCUUCAGGUGAAAUUGGCAGUUAAAGUUGCUAUCCUAUCAGCAUGUUUAGUCAAAACCCUUCACUGCAGUGAGGAAAAGGGUAACGAUGAAAGCAAGGGCCAAUGGAUGGAGAGAGAGAGAGAGAUGACAUCUUUCUCAUAAAACAGAAUAAAUUUUUUCACAUUUCGGGUGUGUUUUGCUUUGGGAUUUCAAUAUUAUAGUUUGUAUUCACAUUUCUUGUCAAAGAACAGAGUAAAAACUCGUGAAAGGCAAGGACUUUUCAGGUCACCUUCUUCAAUCAAAGAGGAGUCUUUUAGUUUUUUCGUGUUUGGUUUUCGUUUAAUUUGCCCACAUCCCAUUCUUUUACGAGUUUAUGGAUCCCAAGCAGCAGCAAGAACCUCAAAGCAUGGGAGAGAAUAAAGCAGGUGAAAUCAAGGAUUUCCAGAUAGUGAUCGCGGAUAAAGGAGAAGGGAAGAAGCAGCAGUUGGGCCCAAAGAGAAGUUCCAACAAAGACAGGCAUACCAAAGUCGAAGGAAGAGGUAGAAGGAUAAGGAUGCCUGCUUUAUGUGCAGCUAGAAUCUUUCAGUUGACAAGGGAAUUAGGUCACAAAUCUGAUGGGGAAACAAUUCAGUGGCUGUUACAACAAGCUGAACCAUCCAUAAUUGCCGCCACAGGGACCGGAACCAUUCCGGCAUCGGCUUUGGCUGCGGCUGGGGGCUCAGUUUAUCACAGCCCGGCCUCUCUAUCAUCGGGGUUGCACCAAAAGAUGGAAGAUUUUGGGGGGUCCAGUAUAGGGUCAGGGAGCAGUAGGACCAGUUGGACAAUGGCUGGUGGAAAUUUGGGGAGACCCCAUCAUGUGGCAACCGGGUUGUGGCCCUCAGUCAGUGGUUAUGGGUUUCAGUCAUCAUCUGGACCAUCUAUAACAAAUUUAGGCAGUGAAAGUUCCAAUUAUCCGCAAAAGCUUGGCUUUUCCGGUUUUGACUUUCCUAGUAACAUGUGUCAGAUGAGUUUCACCUCAAUCAUGGGUGGAGCGAAUCAGCCGCUCCCUGGUUUGGAACUUGGUCUGUCUCAGGAUGGUCAUAUUGGGGCUCUAAAUCCUCAUGCUUUGAGCCAGAUUUAUCAGGAGAUGGAGCAAGCUAGGGUGCAACAUCACCAGCAGCAACCCUCUGCUAAGGAUGAUUCCCAAGGAUCAGGCCAGUAAAGUUUUCAACUUUGGGAGCAAGAUGAAGAUUAAAAAGAAAAAAAGAGUCGGGUCCCUGAGACACGAUUGCUUGUUUUUUUUCCCUUGUAAUGUUUCAGUAUUGUAUAAUGGGGAAAAUCAAAAACAAAAGUGUGAGAAAAAUGGAUACUUUUUCCUCUAAUUCUAUGGGGACUGGAGAUUUUUUUUACUUCUUUCAAUACUGCAUCAUUCAAGUUUCCAUUGCAGAGGUGGAGCUUUGCACUGCUUAGUAGCUUGGAUUUGGGCUUAACUCCUUGUUUGAUUAAGGGUGUGUUGAUGUUGAUGUAAGCUAAAUCUAUUUGUUUUCUUCUUCU
Messenger RNA from Hibiscus syriacus, 1523 nucleotides. Its product is annotated as transcription factor TCP20-like. Gene Ontology annotation, cellular component: nucleus. Lineage: Eukaryota; Viridiplantae; Streptophyta; Magnoliopsida; Malvales; Malvaceae. The record is from RefSeq and is a predicted model, not a curated record. Gene Ontology annotation, molecular function: DNA-binding transcription factor activity; sequence-specific DNA binding.